GUCCGUCCGCUGCCGGCGUCGCGCGCGUCAUACUCAGUAUGUGCCUUGUCUCAAAAUACACCUGACACGGCGACCGUUCUCGCUCAGUUUCGCUCCAUCUUGUCGAGAUCCGCGCUCGCUAAAUGUGCCGCCAUCAAAUCCGCGAUUGGUCGGUCAAUUGUCCGAACGACACGCGGCGUGUCUAAAUCUGACGCAUGAUGUAACACGCCAGACAUGCGUCCGCGACUAGAUUGGGGUUGAACAAGUAUGAACCACCCGUCAAACACCCCACCGGACCCGAACAGACAAAGUGUUGGCUGCGAUCCAAAAACCGCGAGUGGCAAUCGCAGAAACAGCGGCCUCUUCUCUUUUUUCAAGUGGUUCAAACCGUCCGCGUCCAGAGAAUCCAUCGAGAAUGAGUUGCAAGCAUCUCAUUCUUCCAGCAGCUGCGAGAGUCUCGACUCGACGCACUCUUCGGGAACGGUAGCUUCGUUUUCGUUCGUACCACCGAACGCUUACAAGAAGAGCACCUCGGAAAAAUGCAUAGUGCUCGGUCCGGAGACGGACACUUACAGAGCGAGGUUGAAACAGCGAGACAAGCGUCGUGAGUCAGACAAGAACCUCACUCUACGCAAGAAGUACAACCUCUUCUUCCAUCGAGACACUUUACUCAAACCAAAGCCUUUAGAAGAAGAAGAAAAUACUCGGAGUCUCCCUCUGAUGACGAGGCCAACUACCGAACCGGUCGAAGAGGUCAAGAUGCACCGAAGAACCUUCAGCGAAUCAUCAAAAGUGAAAAAAGCCGGAAGCUACGUGCACGUCAAAGGCAAACGCAGGGCGCCGCAACCACCCGGAAAGCAAGACGGCACUAACACGUUGAGGAAGAAGAGACUCGCACCAGUACCUCCAGAAAAGGUUAUCAAGGUAUUGGCCAACGACGUCUUGUCUAACGAUUCCUUAAAAUUAGACCACGGCAUCUUGAAACCAGCAAAAGAAGAAACUAAAACCACUCCAGACCAAAAUAGCUCGUCUCCAAGGUCAAGUGUUGUUGUCGAAACGCCCGUCUCUCCUAGACCUUGGUACAAAAGAAACACCGCUGCCAACAAAAAAGAAAAAGCCGAACACAAAUACGAAGUCAUCGAAAAACGUAACUCCACACUCGAUCUCACUUACGAAGAACCGAAGUUCGAUAAGAAGAAAGAAGAGAAACGCAAAUCCGGGCUGUCAUUCUUGACAAACAUCAGCGAGCUGGAUCGCGAAGCUUCGGAAAUAGUUAAAAACAAACAUGGUGUGGACGAUCUAGGUGAAAUGCCUGAGUUUAUGAGACCCAAAGAAAUGAGUAAACCUAACACGGAUAGUUGGGUGUCACCUAAACGUCGCUCAGCUAAAGAUCUCAUAGCUAAAUUCAACGCCAUAACGAAUGUAACAAGAGUGACUGUGUUUGGAGCUUCCCAAAGAGAUCAAAAGUUGUUUGGGAAACAAAUCAGCUUGGACGAAACGAGGAGAAGACAAGAAACAUUACUAGAAUCACACAAAAGGAGGAUAGAAGAAAUAGAUAAUAAGAAGAAUAUACCGCUAAUGAAAUCAGAAAGUGCUAGUGCUAUCAAAGCGAAACCUGAAACGCCGAAGUUUGAAAGGAAAAGUUGGAAAUGUCCGAAAUGCAACUUGGAAAAUGAAUAUUGGAGGAUCAUUUGUCACGUGUGUUCUGCGAUAAAACCGUAUUUCGACGAUUUCUCCUCGGGAGGUGUCAAACCCGGAAGUCCACUGCUGCCUAGGAAAGAAAAGACGCCUCCCAAAAAGCUCGAGCCAAAUUUCGAAAGAGCUAAAACACAGAUAGGCUUUUCUGCUUUAGCAAAGUUACAAAAGGAUGAUGUGCACCAAAAAGAGAAGACUGGGGCGAAAACUGGAAGUCCUUUGGUAAUGAGAAAGGAAAAAACUCCUCCGGAAAAAAUCGACGCGAACUUUGAAAGAUCGAAGACUCAGAUUGGCUUUCCAGCUUUAGCUUCAUCCAGGUCAAAGCCAGACAAAGAAGAAACGCCUCAAAAAAUUGAAGCGAACUUCGAAAGAUCCAAGACUCAGAUAGGCUUUUCCGCUUUGGCGAGUUUCAACGCUCAGAAAACGGAAAAGGAGGAUACGUCUCAGAAAGACGAUAACAAAAAGGAAGAGAAAGAACGACUAAAGAAGAUGCUCAUCGAAAUGAAGAAUUCCUUGCCAAACCGAAAGUCUCACAUAGCGUUGAAACAGAAUAGGGCGAGUAUAAUCAUGGAAAAUCCCGGUGAUGCCAAAGAGGAAGCUUAUGAAAAGAUCGAGCUAGCUCCUGAGAAAACGCAAGAGGAAAAGGUAGCGGAAAUACUGAUAGGCACCACUCAAACCAUCUACGAAAAUAUCAAAGUGCGGAAGAGUGAAAACCCGAAACCGAUAAAAGUGUCGUCUGCCGCUCAAACCAGCGGCGUAGUUAAGCAGGUGCAAGUCCCACCUUCGACAAUCACGAAUUUGGUCAGCGACCAGGCUAGGAAAAACAACUACGAACUGAUGCGACCCAAGGACUUCGAGGACAUCUACACUGACUCUGAAAGUAAAUCUGCCGCAAGGAUAUACGCGAACUUGGCUAGGAACGAUGAGCUGUCUUUGUUUUUCAAUAUGCCGAAGAAUAUAAACGUUAAGAAUAACGCUCAGAGUGGUAGUGCGAAGAAUACGGAUACGAUCGAGAUAAACAGGUUGUUGAAAAGGUUGGAGACUUCUAUUGCUAAGGGUGAGUUGACGGAAGCGGCCAUUUUUGCAAAGGAGUUAGCUCAGUUGAAGGUGAACUGUUCAGUGAUUAGACAUAGGCCUCAGACAGCAGAAGAAAAACGAGGAAUACAAAUCGAGAUGUACGUAGAAGACAAAGUAUCGCAUCGCGGCCCAUUCCCUUUGAAUGUUGUCCCUGAACUGACCGUUGCCGAACUGAAGAAACAGGUCGAAAGGGAAUACGAAAUUCCAGCUGUGUUUCAACGAUGGAUCCUGGGCAAAGAACUAGUCACCAAGGACACGGCUACGUUAAAGGACCAUAACAUCACCGAUGGCUGUCCUGUAUUCUUAUAUUUAGUAGCUCCAGAACAAAAAUCAGCAGCAAAUGUGAUAUUAAGUACCAAAGAUCUCCCGUCAACGUCUAAAUCGAUACCUCAUCAAGAAAAAGCUGAAGACCCUAUAUCUACCGCUUCAUCGCCGAAGCCUGAGAAAACGUUCAAUGACGAUAGAAUAGAAAAAAUGAAAUCAAACGUGCAAAAUCUCCAAAAUAUGCUCGGUGAAAGUAGAAACGACCACACUCCGAAAAUCGUCAAUGUGAUACCAAAACCCGCCAAAACGGAAAAGACUGAAAUAACUAGGAUAAUUCCAGUUGAACUAGAAAAUAAAAUAGAAACUAAUAAAUUUAAAGAACCACCGGCUACGGUAUUGGAAAUCAAAGUAGAGAAAACACCGAUCGUUGUUCAAAAGGAAGUAAUCAAUGUAGAAAUAGUACCAACACCUGUGGUUAAAGACCAAACAAGUCUAGAAGUGAAACCGAAAAUUCAAUAUGUAUUUCCUACGAUUCAAAAUGUUUAUGAAAAGCAAGUUGAAAAUAAGAUAGUUACGAAUCCAGAACAGGUCAAGGCUGUGAGUAAGUUAGGUGCAAUACCUAAGGAAAAAAUUGAAACAAAUAAAACAGUAGCUACGAAAAAUGUAUCGGAAGCUAUGAAAAAUGUUGCUAACAUUACAAACAAAGUAGCAGAAGCUACAGUGAAUGUAGUAGAAACUAAAACGACCGUUACAGAAACUUCUAAGAGACUAUUAGAAGGAACGAAGGAUAUAGCAGAAGCCACAACGAAAGUAGCAGAAGACGCAGCAAAAGUAGCAGGAGCCACAACAAAAGUAACAGGAGCCACAACAAAAGUAACAGGAGCCACAACAAGAGUAGCAGAUGACGCAACAAAAGUAGCAGGAGCCACAACAAAAGUAACAGGAGCCACAACAAGAGUAGCAGACGCUACGAAAAAUGCAGACGUGAAGUUGGUUCCAAAAGCAAGUGAAGAAGAUUUUGAAGACUGCGAAAAUUCGACCUUGAAGGCAGAAAAAGAAUGGGAGUGUCAUCUAUGCACGUUGCUGAAUCCGGUCAGCAGCAAUAUUUGUGCAGUUUGCGCGACAGUUCGGAUGAACAAGCCAGCCCGAAAACACACCAAGAAAAAAGCCCCACAACCGCUGCCUCAAACCUACCAACAGCUAGUGAAACUCGAUAACGCUGACCUGGUGGAAAACCAACAGACGUUCGAGUGUGUGGUCUGCUUUAGCGAGAUCGCGCCCCAUCAAGGAGUCACGCUUAGGGAGUGUCUACACCAGUUCUGCAAGGCAUGUCUCGCUCACACCAUUGAGUUUACGGAGGAGGCCGAGGUCAAGUGUCCUUACAGGGAUGACGAGUAUUCGUGUAAUAUUGCUCUUCAAGAUAGGGAAAUAAAGGCACUGGUGACCCCCGAAGUGUACGAGCAGCACCUGGCGAAGUCGGUGGCACAGGCCGAGAACAAAAUCGAGGGCUCGUUCCACUGCAAGACCCCCGAUUGCAAGGGAUGGUGCAUCUUCGAGGACAAUGUGAACGAGUUCAAGUGCCCGGUGUGCAGGAAAACAAACUGUCUGACCUGCCAGUCAAUCCACCCCGGCCAAAACUGCAAGCAAUACCAAGAACGGAUGGCCAUGGAAUCCGAGGUAGACGAAGACGCUCGACGGACCAGAAUAUUCCUCCAAGAGAUGGUGAGCAAAGGCGAGGCGAUCGAGUGCCCCACGUGCAGGGUGGUACUGAUGAAAAAGUGGGGCUGCGACUGGCUGAGGUGCUCCGUGUGCAAAACGGAGAUCUGCUGGGUUACGAGAGGUCCGAGAUGGGGACCUGAUGGCAAGGGGGACAUCUCGGCUGGGUGCAGGUGCGGGGUCGAUGGCGUUAAGUGCCAUCCAAACUGCAACUAUUGCCAUUAGAUAGGUUUUGGGAGUAGUACGGGUUGGAACCACCUCAUACGCAAAGUAGCUCAAGGGAGUCUUUUCAGAUACUCAUUUUAUUUAUACGUCAAUCCAUUUAUUUUCAUAGCUAGGAUAAAUUGCAUAAUAUUCUGUUGUUUAAUCGAUUGUGAGAUUAGAUAUUUCUAGCAGCACUUUCUCUGGUUAUGUUGCGGAUAAUUUCGGCAAUAUUUAUGUUUAAGUUAGGGAAUUAUAUCUCAUAUCUACAUACAAUGGCUAGUAACGUGAUACUUUUAUUAAUUUUGCUUUUAACUACAUGUACGUACUAAUAGACAAUUUUUCUUUGUUAUUUUUUAUUACACUUUUGUUUUUGGUAUGAAUUUGUUUUAUGCUGUGUCAUAUUGUAGUCUAUGUUUUUUGUUAUUUGAAUUCAUCACUUUCUGCGUAUUUUGCCUAAAUAUGCUUUCGUCAUUUAUAUACAUAUACUUAUUUAUGUAAAUAUUUUUUAUAAAAUUUUAAUAUAGAAACUCCUAGUCUAUUUCUAGUCCAUGUAGUCAACCAAUAUGUGACAAUAUGUUCAUAUGCAAACUGCCUUAACUUUGUUACGAUUUUUGCAAAUAAAUGAAUAAAUAACCGAAA
This is a messenger RNA of Acanthoscelides obtectus, 5574 nucleotides long. The record is from the annotation of a GenBank genome assembly. Lineage: Eukaryota; Metazoa; Arthropoda; Insecta; Coleoptera; Chrysomelidae.